UUUUUUAACAGUGAUACUAUUACACUACUUCGUCGAACAUAUUAGAACAGUGAUAGAACGGGCAGUAUAGAUAGCUAUUGGGCGAAUUAAUUCGAUCUCUAUAGGAAUCGUAUUUCGUAUCUCUAUAGGAAUAUGAUUGGCGUUUAUGUCCUCGUGUUGGCUGUCAUUGGCUGUAACGCAGUUUACGCUGAUGAAUUUUACAGCAAUAAAUAUGACAAUGUAAAUGUGAAUCAAAUUUUAAAAAGCGAACGGCUUUUGCAACGUUAUAUUCUCUGUUUACUUGACAAAGGAUCUUGUACAUCUGACGGCCGCUUCUUUAAAGAAAUAUUACCGGAGGCUUUAGCAACGAAUUGUUCAAAAUGCAGCAUGAAGCAAAGAGAAAUAGUGAAAACCUUGACUUUGCAUCUAAUGAAUAAUAAGCCUGACCACUGGCGCGAAUUUGUGGAAAAAUACGAUCCGGAUAACAAAUAUAGAACUUCCUUCCUAAAUUUCAUAAUGUCAAGUUGAGUACAAAUGGAUUAAUAAUUAAUAGAAGGUCGCUAUGAUAUUAAAAAAUA
Messenger RNA from Cephus cinctus (wheat stem sawfly), 557 nucleotides. Its product is annotated as ejaculatory bulb-specific protein 3-like. Bases 133 to 507 code for a protein of 124 amino acids. Lineage: Eukaryota; Metazoa; Arthropoda; Insecta; Hymenoptera; Cephidae. The transcript is spliced from 2 exons. The record is from RefSeq and is a predicted model, not a curated record.